Messenger RNA from Parasteatoda tepidariorum (common house spider), 2909 nucleotides. Its product is annotated as exonuclease mut-7 homolog. Gene Ontology annotation, molecular function: 3'-5' exonuclease activity; nucleic acid binding. The record is from RefSeq and is a predicted model, not a curated record. Gene Ontology annotation, biological process: nucleobase-containing compound metabolic process. Lineage: Eukaryota; Metazoa; Arthropoda; Arachnida; Araneae; Theridiidae.
UUUGUUUUCUUUUUCGUCUUGAAAUCUAGGCUUGAAAUCAACUUUAGGUCUUCUAAAGUGUGAUAAAAUCAGAGAGAUUAAGUUCAUGUUUUUAGUCAGCUAUUUGCUUGGUUCAGAUCAAAGUCGUCUACAGUUGCGUAUUUUAUAGUUUAUUUUGCUCUAAAAAUCUGAAGGAAAAAAAAGAAUGUCUUCUGGCAAGAAGGGAAACAAAUAUGUCCCAACUAAAUAUGAAAUUCCUUCACACAUCUUGGCAGAUAUCAGUAUGAUUGAAAAAUGCAAAGAUGAUGAAGUUCUGAAAAGUAUUGUGCAUGAUUUAUUAAACAGACAAUCUAAGCCUCUAACUUAUGCAUUAGAAUUACUACUAGCAUUGAAGUUUGGAUGGAAAAAAAUGGCAGGCAAAAUGGUUAUAGUUGCUGGAAGUCUAGAAGACUGGUUCAGAGUGAAUGAUGUAUCUAAAGAUCUAAAUAUGUCUUUAAAAGGUUUUGCUUUGAGUAAAUGUAUUUUACUAUCCAAUGAGUUUGUUACUAAACACAUUUGCCAUAUAUUUAAAUUGCAUGAAGAGAAAGAUUAUGUGAUGCGUGUGAUUUAUGAUUUAUUGAAUGAAAAAAAGUAUAAAGAGGCAUAUUAUUUAAUGUCAGCCCUCAAUUUGGAAACUGAAUUUUCUUUAGAAGAAUUUGCUUUUCCUGCAUUUCUUCUUGAUCGAGAAAAUAUUGUGAAAGAUUACCUUCAAAAAUGUCAUCAAGUGCAUCAAUUGAGAUUUGUAAAAACUUUAGAUUCUCUUCAUCAAAACCCAGUUGCUAUUCAUGAUUUUGCCAGAUCACUCAAAAUUGUUGGGCUAGAAAAAAACAAACCCUUCUAUAAUCCAAAGUGGAUGAAAAAAAGGCUUCCAGCAUACAUUGAAUUCUUAAACAUAGAUAUUAGAGAGUGUCCAAAUGUCUAUUUUUCACGUGUUCAAGGAGCAAUGAUGUAUUUGAUACGAAAAAGAUACACUGAUGAAGCUAUUGAGCCAGAAGCAUUUUUUGAACUUAUUGUGGACUUAUUAGCUGAUCAUUAUUUUCUUCAAAGGGAAUUAUUGAUAAAAUUAGUCUGCAUUAAUGAAAGUGCUGAUGCUUUUAUGCUAGCAAAAGCUUUCAACUUGAAUAAAAAUCAAUUGCCUGAUUGUUUAAGAGCACUUCCUCCUCCAUCUGAUGAGUUUGUUUCACUGUAUUAUAAUGGUCCUCAACUAAAGAAUCCUGAAGAUUACUUACCAUUACGCCUAAAUUUUUCUGAUGUUAAAUUUGUAGAUAACCUAGAAAAUUAUUUUAAAGCUGUUGCUGAUAUAAGCGAAAACUAUGAUGUCGUCGGAAUUGAUGCAGAAUGGAAACCAAACUUAGGCAUAAAAGAUACCAAGUUAGCAUUACUUCAAAUUGCAGUGUGGGAUGUAGUUUAUCUUUUUGAUAUCCAAACUUUAACGACAAUUCUUGAAGUGACUCAUUGGAGCUUUAUUUUAGAGAAACUCUUUUUCAAUAAAGAAAUUCUUAAAUUAGGUUAUGGUCUUGACAAUGACAUAAAGGAGUUUUUGAAAGUUAUAUACUGCGAAAGACAAACUUACUCUAAAUGUACCCGUUUAGUGGAUUUACAGAUUGUAUUUGAGAAGUUGAAACAACACUAUCCAGAUGUUAUUAAUGAAAUGGAAAUAAUUGAAACUUCAGUGGUUGAUGAAAAUGAAUCAAAAGGUCUAAGUCAGCUUUGUAAAGUAAUGCUGGGCAAACCUUUGAAUAAAGGUGAACAGUUUUCUAAUUGGGAACGUCGUCCAUUAAGAAGGAGCCAAAUUACCUAUGCUGCUCUUGAUGCUUUUUGCGUUCUGAUGAUUUAUGAAAAGCUGUAUCAUAUUUUGGAAAGCCUAAAUUUGACUUUAGAUAAAUUGAUUAGUAUGAAAGCUCCUACACCUAAGGAAAAAAACAAAAGUCCCAUGGAAAAGAAUCAAAGCAUAAAACAGACAGAAGAUAAACAAUUAUCUUAUCCAAAACCAUCUGAAUCCUUGGCAAUAGAAAAUUUUAAAGUGGUCACUGAUUGCAUGUUAAAUGGAUUGGGUAAAUAUCUUCGAAUGUUUGGUGCUGAUGUUGUUUGUUUGAAUGAUGGUGAUGAUCCUAGAUGUGCUCUUGAGAUUGCUCAAACUGACAGAAGAAUUAUACUGACAUGUGGUAGUCGAUAUGAAAAAUUAAAAGGAUACAUGCCAGAAGACAUGUGUUUUUCUGUCAACAACAAAGUUGAUUUGAAAAGACAAGUUGCUGAAUUACAACACUAUUAUAAUCUUCAGUUAGACGAAUCUACUCUCUUUUCACGUUGCAGUAUAUGCAAUGGAUGUAAUUUCUUAACUGUUCCUAAUCAAGAAAUGUUGAAUCUCUGGUGUGAGUUAGUUGAUGAAAAUACUAAGUGGCAAGCUACUAAAACCAAAAACAGGCCAAAUACCACUUAUAAAUGUGACAUUAAAACUGCAGACGGCAUUGAAAAAACAUUUGUUUCUAUUCAACUUGCUAAUCUUUCACCUAGAGUAUUUGAAACUGUAAAAGAAUUUUUAGUCUGUGAAGGAUGUGGAAAAGUUUAUUGGGACGGCUCUCAUUUAUCUCGUUUAAAAAAUGCUGUUUCUUCUGUCAUAGAAAUUCAGCCUUCAAGUAAAAGCUUUUAUGAGGCUUUAUCAGAAGAAUCUGCGUCAAUAUCUGAAUCACGCAUUAGCCAUACUUCAUCUACAGAAAAUAAUACUGGUAGUAAUACAUCUGAAUCCAACAAAAUUCCCACGAAAAUUUAUCAUGUUGACGAAGAUGAUUCAUCUGAAGACGAUAUUGAUGACAUAAAUUUUUGUUAAAUUAUUAACUAACUUAUUUAUUUGUACAAAAAAAUUUGAUCUUGAAUAAAUAUUUUAUAAUGUA